Hansenula anomala is the source of this 1767-nucleotide messenger RNA. RefSeq names its product bifunctional glycerol-3-phosphate/glycerone-phosphate O-acyltransferase GPT2 (gene GPT2). Gene Ontology annotation, biological process: phospholipid biosynthetic process. The record is from RefSeq and is a predicted model, not a curated record. The transcript has 2 exons. Gene Ontology annotation, molecular function: glycerol-3-phosphate O-acyltransferase activity; glycerone-phosphate O-acyltransferase activity. Lineage: Eukaryota; Fungi; Ascomycota; Saccharomycetes; Phaffomycetales; Wickerhamomycetaceae. The annotation marks the transcript as partial. Gene Ontology annotation, cellular component: endoplasmic reticulum membrane.
GUAUGCUACAUCUUCUUCAGAGAAGUCAAAGUCAGAGGUUCAUAUCAUCUACCAAAAUCUGGUCCUGUCAUUGUUGUUGUUGCUCCCCAUGCUAAUCAAUUCGUGGAUGGUGCAAUCAUUUUGUCAAGAAUUAGAGCCUUGACAAAUAGAAACUCUUCAUCUGUUAUUGCAGAAGCCUCCUACAAAAGGAGAUUUAUUGGCUUUUUAGCUAAAUUGGCCAACUCAAUUCCAGUUCCAAGAGCUCAAGAUAAUUUGAAAUUUGUCGAAGGUGAAAUAUAUUGUAAAGAUGAUGAUGCCAAAGUGAUUUAUGGUAAAAACACCAAGUUCACAAACUUUACACCAAAGGCUUUGAUUGGACUACCCCAAUCAGCUGGUAACUCAGUAAUUGAAGAGAUUAAGAGUGAUACAGAAUUGGUUCUACGUAAACCUUUCAAAAAUGAAAAAGCCUACAAAUUAUUAUCAGAAGGUACCAAAUUCAAAUAUGCCCCAAAAGUUGAGAACGAUGUUACUUUCCAACAUGUUUUUGACCAUUUACACAAAGGAGGUAUUAUUAACAUUUUUCCAGAAGGUGGUUCCCACGACAGACCUGAUUUACUCCCAAUUAAAGCCGGUGUUGCCAUUAUGGCUUUAGGAGCAGCAGCUGCCGAUCCAAAUUGUAAAAUUCAAGUUGUUCCAACAGGAUUGAAUUAUUUUCAUAGAAAUGCCUUCAGAUCUAGAUCAGUUGUUGAGUUCGGUGCUCCAAUUACUAUCACAAAAGAACAUGGUGAAGCUUACAAGAAAAACCCUCGUGAAGCUGUUGGUAAAUUACUAGAUGAAAUCACUACUGCAUUAAAAAGUGUAACCUUAACAGCACCAGAUUAUGAUACGUUGAUGCUUAUUCAAGCUGUUAGAAGGCUAUACGCUAAGAAAGUCCCAUUAUCCUUGGUUAUCGAUAUGAAUAGAAAGUUUUUAAAAGGUUACCAUACAUAUAAAGAUAACCCAAGAGUUAUUCAUUUGAAAAAUGCUGUUUUGGACUACAACAAGAAACUAGACCAAUUGGGGUUGAAGGAUCAUCAAGUGGAACUUGCUGUGAGAAGUCGUUUCGAAAGUUUGAUUACACUAUUGGUUAGAUUGGUUCAAUUGAUAAUUUUGGGUAUAUUGAGUUUACCAGGUACUGUUUUAUUUUCUCCAAUCUUCAUCGCAACUGAUCAUAUUUCAAAAAAGAAACAAGCAGAAGCAUUAGCUGGAUCUGUUGUUAAAAUUAAAGCUGUCGAUGUUAUUGCAACCUGGAAGAUCAUUAUUGCAACAGCAUUUGCUCCAGCCCUAUACAUCACAUAUUCACUUCUUGGAACUUGGUUAACUUACAGAUUUAACAUACUUGGUGCAACUUCACAUCACAUUUUUUUCAUCUUUGCAGGAAUCUAUGCCAUUUUAGUGACAACUACAUAUGCUGCUUUCCGUAUUGGUGAGGUUGGUAUGGAUAUUUUCAAAUCUUUACCACCAUUGGUGUCCUCAGUGUUUAGUUCAGAACAUGAAUUACUCCAACUGAAAGAAACAAGAGAAAAAUUGGCUUUAGAGGUUACAGAAGUCGUUAAUGAUUUAGGUCCAUCAGUUUUCCCAGACUUUGAUACAUUCCAUGCAAAGAACUUUGAAAAGGUCAAUGAUGAUGAGGAAGAUGAAGGAAAUGAACGCUCAAGAUCUAGUUCAGUAGUAUCCAGUGUAUCCAACGCUCUUUCAAGAGUCAAUUCUGAAGGUAGAAUAUCGGAUAUUCCAAUCUUGGGGGAUGGU